Molecule: messenger RNA, 1419 nt
Organism: Rhipicephalus microplus (southern cattle tick)
Lineage: Eukaryota; Metazoa; Arthropoda; Arachnida; Ixodida; Ixodidae
Product: arabinose-proton symporter-like
Source: RefSeq, a predicted model, not a curated record
AUGCAGCUUGUCAAAAGAUCUUCCGGUUCGGCAGCGUCAGCUCACGGUCCGGGCUCCGACGUCACCGAGAUCGCGAGCAACGCGGCGAUGGAGGCGCUGCGAAACUUGCAGCCGCCGGCCAAGGGGGGCAGUCCGGUCACCGACACCGACGCGAGCAUGGCUCGAGGCGUGCACGUGCGCGCUAUGCUGGCCGCCUGCCUGGGCUCCAGCGCCGCCGCCACGACGCUGGGCUUCGCGUCGGUCGCCAUGCCUUACAUCGAGCACGAGACCUGGUACGACCUGGCCGGCAGCGAGCCUCCCGACAGCCACUGGCUCGCGGACUCGCUGAUGCUGGGUGCCGCCGGAGGUGCCCUCUUGUCGGGAUUAACCCUGUGGACGUUCGGCAGCCGGACUACGAUGCUGACCAGCGUCGUCGGGCUGUCCGUGUCGUGGAUCGUGACGGCAGCGUGCGUCGACCUGGUCGUGCUGUUCGCGGCCAGGGUGUCGUGCGGUCUGUGGCUCGGUCUCAUCACCAUCAGCGUCAGCCUGUACGUGGCCGACGUGGCGCCCGCCGAGAAGCGCGCCUUCUACACGGGACUCGCCGAGGCGGCUACCUGCUUCGGUAUUGCGGCAUCUUGCCUGCUGGAGGGCUUUUCGUGGCGACUGCAGGCCACGGCGUGGGCCGCGGCGUCUCUCUCGAUGCUGGGCGUCCAGAGGUACCUGAUCGAGUGUCCACGCUGGCUGAACGCCCACGGAAAGACACACGACGCGGACACUGCAGCCGCUCGCCUCUACGGCUUGGACCUGCCGCAGGAGUUCAGGCACAGCAGCAAGGCUGCCGAAAGCACGGGGGCGUCGCUGACGCAACUGUUCACGUCUCGCAGCAUUCAGACCAUGGCUAGCGUGGUGGCCGAGAUAGCCGCUCCCUUGGCCGCCCUGGUGAUGACGAGCAUGCAGACGGGCUUUGUGGUCGUGUUCGCCACCCUGACGCGAGCCGCGGGACGGCGGCACCUGCUGUGCGUCUCUACGGCGCUCAUCGCCGUGUGCUUCGUUGUCGUCCCGCCAUUCGAGUAUCUGACCUUUCGCCAGUGGAACCUCGGAGGAGCGCCCACCGAGACCAGCUGGGUGGCCGUGUACUCGGUGAACCUGCUGGUGCUGAGCUACUCGGUCGGCCUGUGCCACGUGCCGGCACUGCUUACAGCCGAGAUGUGUCCGGGCGCCGGGUGCAUGCACUACGUUUGCGCCCCGGUGGUGUGGGCCGUGCGAUGGCUACUCGCCUUCGCCGUGCUACACUACGACGAGGACAUGCUGGCAUUCGCGCGCCAGGACUACAUGUCCGUCCUGCUUGCAUUGGCACUGUUGCUUCUGUGCGCUGUCGCCGUCUGCCUCACGCCGGAGACGGAGGGCCGAACUCUAGCGGACAUCGACAGGACCGCAUGA